AACACUCGAAUGAUCAGGGUUUUCUAGCUCUUUUCCUUCUCCGACAAAAAAAUACGACGGUAUCAGAGCCUCUCUAGGGCUCCCUCUUCUCUCCGACGUCAUACGACGACGACCGGUGAUCAACUUCUGGCCACCGGCGAACGACUAUUGCUCUCGAAAUCAACUGGUUGAAGACACCAUGGACGAGACAGAUAACUCAGAGGGAUUCAAUCAGAGACUAAUCCAAGAAGCUCCCCAGUUAGGUGCAUUAUUGAAAGAAAUGAAGGAUGGACUAGACGCAGUGAGAAGUAAAGUGCAAGCCAUAACUGCAAAGGUGAAAGCAAACCAUUAUCCAACUGCUGAUGGGAUAAGUUACCUUGAGGCCAAACAUUUGCUGCUUCUAAACUAUUGCCAGUCAAUUGUCUAUUAUUUGCUUCGCAAGGCAAAAGGAUUAUCAAUCGAGGGACACCCCGUUGUUCAGAGCCUUGUGGAGAUAAGAUUAUUUUUGGAGAAGGUUCGUCCAAUUGACAAAAAGCUGCAAUACCAAAUUCAGAAGCUCACAAGGGUUUCAAGUAGUGUAGUCGAUAAAGGAGGACUGAGUGAGAAGGAGGAGGAUGCAACUGCAACUCAGAAGGAAGAGGAUCUGUUGAAACACCGCCCAAACCCAGACAUGCUUGUGAAUAUAGCUCCUGAGGAUGGUGUCCAUCUGUAUCGACCUCCGAAAUUCGCCCCAACUUCUAUGGAGGAAGAGAAGAUCUCUAAACAGGAAAGAAAUGCACUGAGGAAAGAGAGACGAGAUGCGCGACAAGCCAGCCAGAGUGGAUAUGUGAAAGAAUUGAUGGACGAUCUUGAGGGAAGACCCGAAGAGGUGAGAGAAGUUGUUGGAAAUGAAAGUAGGGAAGUUACCAGAUAUAUGGCCAAGAUGGACGAGCGGGCCAGGCAAGAAGAGGAGCUUUUUACCCGUGCUCCUCUCACCAAGGUGGAGAAGCUGAAAAUGAAACACGUGAAAAAGUCGGGAAAUGGGUUGGAUGGUCUCACAGACAGCUUUUAUGAUGAAAUUAAAAGUUUACCCUUGGUGGACAAUGCUAGUGAGCAAAUGACAAGCUUUGGUAAUCACAGUGGUGGAGAGAGAAGACAAAGGAAGUGGAAGAGGAGGCACUAAGGACAAAAAGCUCAGACUCCGUUUUUAUUGCUGUUGGAAAAUAUGCAAUACCGCCUUUUGAGUUGUUUGCUAGAGGAACUAGAAGCUUAUAUUGGUGCGUGAAAUGUAGGUUUCUAACAUGAUUCGCAUGUCAUGUUUCUGCUGGCUCUGGGACCUCAUUUGUCAGACAAAUUUUGUUCAAUGUUAAAGAGGACUUGGUAAUCUGAGUAACUUGCGUCAAAAUUUUAUGGGAGCAUGCCAAAUUUCGAUGUGCUUUC
Molecule: messenger RNA, 1398 nt
Organism: Rhododendron vialii
Lineage: Eukaryota; Viridiplantae; Streptophyta; Magnoliopsida; Ericales; Ericaceae
Exons: 8
Coding region: 179-1141 (320 amino acids)
Biological process (GO): maturation of SSU-rRNA from tricistronic rRNA transcript (SSU-rRNA, 5.8S rRNA, LSU-rRNA)
Cellular component (GO): small-subunit processome; nucleolus
Source: RefSeq, a predicted model, not a curated record